Messenger RNA from Drosophila kikkawai, 1803 nucleotides. RefSeq lists its product as uncharacterized. Lineage: Eukaryota; Metazoa; Arthropoda; Insecta; Diptera; Drosophilidae. Gene Ontology annotation, biological process: maturation of LSU-rRNA; maturation of 5.8S rRNA. The record is from RefSeq and is a predicted model, not a curated record. Gene Ontology annotation, cellular component: preribosome, large subunit precursor; Las1 complex. Gene Ontology annotation, molecular function: endonuclease activity.
CAAGUUGGCAGCCCCUGCCUUUCGCCAUCACUGAUAACAAAGGCGGUUUGUUUUGCUUAAAACUCAUUUAAAAACACAUUAAAAACAGCCAUGGCAGUGGGGAAAAAAGAAAAGCCAGUGGCUAAAAAGAAAAGCCCGGAGAAGGGCAAAGCGCCAAAUGCUAAAACAUCCCCUGCCACCCCACCUGCAGCGGUAAAACAAAGGACUGUGGUGACCCCUUGGCGAGACACGUUGGAGUUCAAUGAGACCUAUGCCGGGUUAUUCGGAAAGGGCUCCAAGACCGCCGAUCGUCGCCAGGCUCUGAGUAAAAUCCGCGUUUGGGGCCUGCGACGAGCGAACCUCUGCCCGGCGGCUGUCCUGGCCACAUCGGUGCUCGUCCAGGCCCAGCUGGCGGACAAGGAGGGCAACGCCACGAUACAGACCACCUACGCCAGCGCCUUCUCGAGGUUUUACAACUUCAUGUCCUCCAUAAUACAGGGCCACAACAUGAGCAGCAUGUACGAGACGGCCAAGGAACUGGGUCUCCAGUCGUUCAUCGUGGACCUGCGGCACUUGUGUGCCCACGGACAGGAGCUGCCGCCGGUGGAGGUGCUAAGGAGCACCUCCCAGCACUGCCUGGAGUGGCUGCGGACGUACUACUGGCUGCCGCACAAGGAGUCCCUGUCCAAUUUGGACGCGGGCAAGCUGCAGCGCAAGGACAAGCUCAAGUUCGAGGAGGAGGUUAGCAGCCUUCUGGAGAUUUACGACCUAACCCUGGAGUGCCUUCUAAGGGGAGCGGACAAACUUAAGGCCAUCAGCAAACUGAAAUCCAGCGCAGAGUUCAACAAGAUUCGCGUCUACUCCUCCGGCAAGAAGGCGAAGGUCUCCAAGGAGAUCCUGGACUCUGUGCUGAGCGACCUCAGUGUCAAGAUAAAACGCCAUUCCUCUUCGAUGAAGGAUCUGCUGGACAUUUACAUGGGUUGUCUCCUUAAAAUGCAGUACUUCCUGGGCGUCGGCUUGGAAAUCGGUGACGACGAGGAUGCGCUUGUUGCUGGAACCCAGGAUCUGUUUAGACUACUAGCCAUGCAGGGCUACAUCGAGAGUUUCUUUGUGGCCUUGGUUCGCUUGGCUGAGAAUCCAAACGAAAGUGAUGAAAGGCGGCUGGGGGCCAGGUACUGGGCCACCAAGAUGAUUCAAACCUUUGGAAUGCUGUUCCGCAUGAAGCGCAUGUACAAGGAGGAGCUUGAUUUGGACAAUAAACUAAAGCCGGUGGACUUCUCCUCCCUCAACACAAAUGUCCAUUCGAAAACCAUGCGCCGCCUCCUGGUACACUCUGGCGUGGACUCUGCAGUUACGCUUAUCUUUGGUGACAAUCCCAAAAAGGCCAAGACGUGGGUUUUCGAUAGGGAGUUUAUAAUGCAGCGAGUUCCUCCCUUUAGCGAGUACUCGGGGGCUAUUCUCAAGGGCCUGUUGCCUCUGGCGGAUCCACCUUUUAGUCAGACUCAGUUGGAGGCGUUGACCAACCUCUGCAGUAUACGCUUGAAGGAAGACCAGAAACCAGGGGAGCCAGAACCUAUGGAAGAUGAUAGUUCCUCGGAGGAGAGCUAUAGCCUGGAUUACCUGGAAAAACUCCUGUCUGCCCAAGCUCAGAGUAGGGGAAAUACAUUUUCCAGCGUUGAAACCUCGGAUUUGGGCUUUUGGAGCAUAGAGAAAGACAACGACUGGUCCAAAUGUGCCUUGGGUGUUUUGCCGUGGGCUCAAUAAAAGUGUUGAUAACAUUAAGAUUGUUUAAUUUUAUUAGCAAAUAAACUCUGUAAAAACUGA